UUCUUCCUGGAGGUGACCCAAAUGGCCGGGAAUAAUCUUUUUCAACUACUGAAAGACUUGCAGCAGCUUUGACGAUUGAUUGAUUUCUUUAAAAGAAAAAAAAGCAUCCUACCGUCAACCUCCGAACCUCCUCGCCGCACAGAGAUGAGCAGUCCCGAUGCGGGCUACGCCAGCGACGAUCAGAACCAGGCAAGGUGCGCGAUGUCAGUCAUGAUGCCUGGAAUGGGACACUGCCAGUGGGCCGACCCUCUCAGCCCCCUCGGGGAGCCCAAGGUCAAGAGCGAGCCGUGCGUCUCCUCCUCCGCUACCUCCGGGGCUGCUGCAGCCGGCGGGGGGAACCAGAGUCGCGGCAAGAGCGAGCCGAGGAUCCGCCGGCCCAUGAACGCCUUCAUGGUGUGGGCUAAGGAUGAGCGCAAGAGACUGGCUCAGCAGAACCCGGACCUGCACAACGCCGAACUGAGCAAAAUGUUGGGCAAGUCGUGGAAAGCUCUCCCCGUCGCCGACAAGCAGCCCUUCGUGGAGGAGGCCGAGCGCCUGCGCGUGCAGCACAUGCAGGACCACCCCAACUACAAGUACCGGCCCCGCAGGCGCAAGCAGGUGAAGAGGAUUAAGCGGCUUGACUCCGGCUUCUUGCUCCAUGGGGGGUCCGAGCACCAGGCCCCCUCGGUGCCCGGGGACGCCCUGGGGCUGGGCUACCACGAGCACGGCUUCCAGCUCCCUCAGCAGCCCCUCGGCCACUACCACCGCCCGGACGCCCAGGCCCUCGGGGGCUACGAGGGCUACAGCCUCCCCACGCCCGACACCUCGCCUCUGGACGCCGUGGAGUCUGACUCCAUGUUCUUCCCCACUCAGGAGGACUGCCACAUGAUGUACGCCGCCUACCACCCUCAGGGUGCCGAGUACCAGGAGCCGCUUGCCACCCACCACGCCAACACCCUCCUCCAACGACACCCCGCUUCAGCUCCAGAGCAGCCCCCGUCUUACAUGGGAUGCCCCAACCCCCUGCCGGCCAUGUACUACAGCCAGGCCAAGCGCCACCCUGGGGCGGGGCAGCUCUCCCCGCCACCUGACUGCCACCCUCAUGACAACGUGGAGCACAUGCACCACUCGGAGUUGCUGGCCGAGGUGGACCGCAGCGAGUUCGAGCAGUAUUUAAGCUCCGCCUCUUCCUCCGGGCGGGCCGACUUGGCGGCCUUGGCGUACGGGCCCCACGAGGGCGGCGGGCAGGGACCCGAGAGCCUGACAUCGUCUAUGUUGUCGGACGCCAGCACCACCAUCUACUACUGCAGCUACAACAACUCGUAAAGCAGCUGCUGGUGUUUUUGAUCUUGUCACUACUGAAGCAGCCGGCCCAUGAGAUGAUCAAACUACUGAAGUGUAUUUUUUUUAAAAAGGAACACUGCUUUUUUUUUCUUACUCUCUCUCGCAGGGAUAUCAAGUCAUUUAUAUAAUGAUAAUAAAUAUUGUACAGUCACUAUUUUAAAGUCUUUGUAUAUACAAAGGUGUUUUUUUUUUAUACUU
Dunckerocampus dactyliophorus (ringed pipefish) is the source of this 1521-nucleotide messenger RNA. It is a transcript of the gene sox17, whose product is annotated as SRY-box transcription factor 17. Gene Ontology annotation, biological process: vasculogenesis; angiogenesis; anatomical structure morphogenesis. Lineage: Eukaryota; Metazoa; Chordata; Actinopteri; Syngnathiformes; Syngnathidae. The coding region runs from base 145 to 1305 and encodes 386 amino acids. The record is from RefSeq and is a predicted model, not a curated record. The transcript has 2 exons. Gene Ontology annotation, molecular function: DNA-binding transcription activator activity, RNA polymerase II-specific; RNA polymerase II cis-regulatory region sequence-specific DNA binding.